AUGCCUCCAAGAAUACUCCUUAUCGGUGCGUCUGGAUAUAUUGGCGGCUCGACGCUUUCAUCUCUUCUGGAGAGUCAUCCAUCCUGGGAUGUCACAGCAAUCGUACGCAAUGAAGAGCAGGCCUCUGCAAUCCAUGAUGCAUAUCCUGGAAUACCCCUUUCGACUGUUAUUGGCAACCUCGACACUCCUGGAGUUCUUAUAUCAGAAGCUGCCAAGGCGUCUAUUACGCUUCAGCUUGCCAACGGCGAUCAUAAUGUCGGAACGAAUACUCUCCUUUCCGCAAUCGCUUCUUCAACCACACCGGAGUCCGCUAGGUACUACAUACAUUUGUCAGGGGCUGCCACUGUUCUUGAUCUUGCCCUCGCGCCCGGUUCUCCGCCGUCAAGGUCUUGGGAUGAUACAUCCGAUCUGUCCGCGAUACUUGAUCUGCCUGCGACACAAAUCCAUGCUGCCACGGAGCAGCGUAUCGUAUCAUUCGGUGCUACACAUGCUCAAAAUGGUCUUCGAACUGCAAUCAUCAGCCCACCAGCGGUUGUUGGUGUGGGAUCUGGUCCAGUCAAGAAAGGGGCUGCGUAUCACAUCAACAUGAUGAUGCAGCGCAAAAAAGCAUUCGUCGUCGGACAAGGUCUUAACAGAUUUGAUAUGGUUCAUGUGAAGGAUGUAGCAGAUGCAAUUGUCGCCCUGGUCGAGGCUGCCAAUGCAGAGCUUGAGACUCGAUAUGCCAGCAAUCCAAGCUCCUCUUCCAAGGCGCACUGGAAUGACAAAGGAUAUUACUUUCUCACUUCUGAUUGGGUAACUCCGGAUAAAACCACUUAUGCCAAAACAGCUCAAUCUCUAAUGAGAAUGAGAUCAAUCCCACUCGAUGAUGGCGUGGAUCACCUGACGCCGGACGAGGCAACGUCAUUGCAUCCGUUUGGAACAAUUAUCUUCGGAGGAAGCCUGAAGAUCCAAGGAAAAAGAAUAAGAGAGAGGUUAGGGUGGAAAGCCUCUUCUAUCCGUUGGGAGGACGCUCUGGAGGAAGAGAUAGAAAAUGAGGUCUCAAGGCAGGAGAGGGGAGAAAUUUUGGGUGUUGGCUUUGGUCGUGAAUAA
This is a messenger RNA of Penicillium verrucosum, 1089 nucleotides long. RefSeq names its product NAD-dependent epimerase/dehydratase family protein. The coding region runs from base 1 to 1089 and encodes 362 amino acids. The record is from RefSeq and is a predicted model, not a curated record. The transcript has a single exon. NCBI's taxonomy places the organism in Eukaryota, Fungi, Ascomycota, Eurotiomycetes, Eurotiales, Aspergillaceae.